UUGGUCACGUGACCUUAAGGUCCGUAAAAAUGGCGGCCCCCACCAGUGAAGGCUCAAGCAGCUCUGUGAGGAAAAGACGAGUCGGAAGCAGCAAAACAGAGGCAAACUUUAAUGACAGCAGUGGAGAAAAUGACGAAAACCUCAGCAGAGACUCAGAGAAAGAGAAAGAGCUGCAGCCUUUGCAGAGUGGGACUUACUGGCUCACUCGUAUCGUGCUGCUGCGCUCCGUGGCUUUUAUUUACUUUGUGGCAUUUAGCGUUGCUUACAACCAGAACAAGCAGCUAAUAGGGGAACAUGGCCUCAUGUCCUGCAAGAACUACCUGAACAGUGUGAAGCGCUAUGUAGGCGGGAAGAUAGGCUUAGCAGCCAUCACAUAUACACCCUCCAUCCUCUGGCUCCUAGACUGGACAGAUAUGGAUGUCAACCUGGAUGGCCUUGCCAUGGUAGGAAUGGCACUGUCUGCAUUUGUCCUGGUGACGGGAAUGGCCAACAUGGUGAUCAUGGUUAUACUGUGGGUGCUUUACCACUCCCUGGUCAACGUGGGACAGCUGUGGUACUCCUUUGGUUGGGAGAGUCAGUUACUGGAGACAGGAUUCCUGGCUAUUUUCUUGUGCCCAGUGUGGACGUUGUCCCGUAUCCCCCGCCGCUGUCCCCCCUCCUGGAUCUGCAUCUGGACCUUCAGAUGGCUCAUUGUUCGCAUCAUGCUGGGGGCUGGUCUCAUUAAAAUCAGAGGGGACAAAUGCUGGAGAGACCUCACAUGCAUGGACUAUCAUUACGAGACCCAACCAGUGCCUAACCCCCUUUCGUACUACAUGCAUCGCUCCCCUUGGUGGUUUCACCGCUUCGAGACGUUGUCCAACCACCUCAUCGAGCUGGUUUUCCCAUUUUUCACCUUCUUGGGCAGACGGAUGUGCAUGGUCAACGGUGCAACCCAGAUCCUCUUUCAGGUAGUUCUUAUCGUGAGUGGGAACCUCAGUUUCCUAAACUGGCUAACCAUUGUCCCAAGUCUGGCGUGCUUUGACGAUGCCUCACUAAGCUUCCUGUUUCCCUCUGGAGGUCAAGUCAGGAUGGCAGUGUUGGAGAUACAGAAAGAGGAUAAAGCGGGAAGCACCCUGAAACCCACCAAAGGUAUGAUGAUACGUCGUGUCGUGAAUAUUUCUUUGGGUGUUCUGAUUGGAUUCCUGAGUAUUCCUGUGGUGCUGAACCUGUUUAGCUCAAAGCAGGUGAUGAAUACCUCUUUUGACCCGCUGCGCAUCGUUAACACCUACGGCGCCUUUGGAAGCAUAACCAAAGAGCGCACUGAGGUGAUUUUCCAAGGCACUAAAAGCCUCGAUCCAAAGGACCCAGAAGCAGUUUGGAAAGAGUAUGAGUUUCUGUGUAAGCCAGGGGAUGUUUACCGACGCCCAUGCUUCAUAUCUCCAUACCACUACCGAUUGGACUGGCUCAUGUGGUUCGCUGCUUUCCAGACCUACGAACAGAGUGAGUGGGUUAUUCACAUAGCAGGACGUCUCCUGUCCAAUGACACCACAGUCCUCUCCCUGCUUGGCCACAACCCCUUCGAAGGCAGAGAAACUCCCAGGUGGGUUCGUGGGGAACAUUUCAGGUAUAAGUUCAGCCAGCCAGGAAGUGCGAGUGCAGCACAGGGUAAGUGGUGGCUGAGGAAACGCAUUGGCCCUUACUUCCCUCCUGUUGACCUGGAGGGGCAGGGCUACUUCCAAUCCAGGAACUGGCCCCUUCCACACAAACCACCAAUCAAGAGCUAAAGCUACAAUGUGAGACUGUUCUAAAGUGCCAGGUGGAGAUCAGAGAACCUCAUGUGUUGAGGUAGGAUGAAGGAUGACAUCGGGUUUUUGCCAGAUUGCAACGUUUCAUGAAGAACUGCAAAAAAGUGAAAUCCAACAUCCUGACAUUAACCCAUCAUCAAUGUGAUUACUGGGGUGCAUCUUUGUAUCACCAAUCAUUUCAGCCUUUUGUAUUUCAUAAAACCUCAGUGAAAGCCAAA
Notolabrus celidotus (New Zealand spotty) is the source of this 2002-nucleotide messenger RNA. It is a transcript of the gene lmf1, whose product is annotated as lipase maturation factor 1. Gene Ontology annotation, biological process: protein maturation. NCBI's taxonomy places the organism in Eukaryota, Metazoa, Chordata, Actinopteri, Labriformes, Labridae. The record is from RefSeq and is a predicted model, not a curated record. Gene Ontology annotation, cellular component: endoplasmic reticulum membrane.